Messenger RNA from Myiozetetes cayanensis, 492 nucleotides. RefSeq names its product heat shock protein beta-3-like. Gene Ontology annotation, cellular component: nuclear speck; cytoplasm. Bases 1 to 492 code for a protein of 163 amino acids. NCBI's taxonomy places the organism in Eukaryota, Metazoa, Chordata, Aves, Passeriformes, Tyrannidae. The transcript has 2 exons. The record is from RefSeq and is a predicted model, not a curated record.
AUGUCAGUAGUGGCAGAAGUUGUUAUAAGAUACUGGGUGGAAACUCCAGUAUGCUGUCAGGAUCAGUUUGCUGCCCAAGAGCUGGAAGCACACAAAUUGGAUCACUCUUUAUAUGCUUUGCCAGACUGUCCAGGUUUAAAUGAGACAUGGCUAAACCAUGACACAGACCCUUCAGUUGCACUGAGCAACAGAAGAUGUAUCACAGAAAGUACAGCUGGGGACAGGAAGAAAGGUCAGGAGGAGGAAAACACAUGCUUUCAAGUCUUGCUGGAUGUUGUGCAGUUCCAUCCUGAAGAUAUUCAGACUUUCCAAGGCUGGCUCCUGAUUAAAGUUCAGCAUGGACCUAGGAUGGACAAAUAUUGUUUCAUAUCCAGAAACUUUACCAGGCAAUACAAAUUACCUAAUGGAGUGGAGAACAAAAAUUUGUCUGUGCUUUCGUGCCAUGAUUGCAUUUUGGUUGUUGAAAUUAAGAACUCAGUGGGAAAGAAUUAG